AUGUCUGAAGAAACUUUUACUGCCUAUGCUUGUGCCUCAAAGGGUGCCAAUCUCCAACCUAUGGAAAUGAGCUUUUGCCACUGGGACGAAGAUAUGGUUCAAAUGGAUAUCAUUUGUUGUGGUAUCUGUGGUACUGAUAUUCACACCAUCGAUGAAGGUUGGGGACCUACCGAUUUCCCAUGUGUUGUUGGCCACGAAAUCGUUGGUCGCGUCACCAAGGUCGGUAAGAAUGUCUCUCGUAUCAAGGUAGGCGAUCGUUGUGGUGUUGGUUGUCAAUCUGCCUCUUGUGGCCAUUGUGAUUACUGUAAGAAGGACAUGGAAAACUUGUGUUCCACUCAUUGUGUCUGGACUUUCAAUGACCAUUAUGAUAAUGCUACCAAGGACAAGACUUAUGGUGGCUUUGCUAAGAAGUGGAGAGGUAACCAAAACUUUGUCGUCAAGGUACCCGAACACGUCGAAUCUGAAGUCGCUGCUUCUUUCCUCUGUGGUGGUGUGACCACCUUUGCUCCUCUUAAGCGUUAUGGUGUUGGUAAGGGCUCCAAGGUUGCUGUGCUUGGUAUGGGUGGUCUCGGCCAUUUCGGUGUUCAAUGGGCCAAGGCUAUGGGCGCUGAAGUCGUUGCUUUUGACGUCAUUCCCGAUAAGGUGCACGAUGCUAAGAAACUUGGCUGUGACGAAUAUGUUCUCAUGCAAAAGGAAGAACAAAUGGAACCUCACUACAACACCUUUACACAUAUUUUGGCCACCAAGAUCGUGAACAAGUGUUGGGACCAAUACUUCAAGAUGCUCAAGAACAACGGUAUCUUUAUUCUCUGUGAUAUUCCCGAAGUUCCUCUUUCUGGUAUGUCUGCCUUUGUCAUGUGUGGUAAGCAAAUCACCCUUGCUGGUUCCUUUAUCGGUUCUCCUUCUGUCAUUCAAGAAUGUCUUGAUUUCGCUGAAAAACAUCAAAUCAAGAGUUGGGUUAAUACUUUCCCCAUGGACAAGAUUAAUGAUGCUAUCCAAUUUGUGCGUGAUGGCAAGCCUCGUUACAGAGCUGUUGUUAUGAACUAA
Gilbertella persicaria is the source of this 1047-nucleotide messenger RNA. Its product is annotated as NAD and Zn-dependent alcohol dehydrogenase. The record is from RefSeq and is a predicted model, not a curated record. The transcript is spliced from 2 exons. Gene Ontology annotation, biological process: alcohol metabolic process. NCBI's taxonomy places the organism in Eukaryota, Fungi, Mucoromycota, Mucoromycetes, Mucorales, Choanephoraceae. The coding region runs from base 1 to 1047 and encodes 348 amino acids. Gene Ontology annotation, molecular function: zinc ion binding; alcohol dehydrogenase (NADP+) activity.